Pleuronectes platessa (European plaice) is the source of this 5804-nucleotide messenger RNA. RefSeq names its product chromosome 15 C5orf24 homolog (gene c15h5orf24). Lineage: Eukaryota; Metazoa; Chordata; Actinopteri; Pleuronectiformes; Pleuronectidae. The transcript has 2 exons. The record is from RefSeq and is a predicted model, not a curated record. The coding region runs from base 266 to 871 and encodes 201 amino acids.
UGGCUGCGUUUCUUAUCCAAACCUCUGGAGCUGGGAAAUAAAAACCUUCAUCUCUCUGCACCGUCUCUCCUCUUCACCUUCUUCAGACUGAGGCGACCCGGCUCUACACGUUGUGUGACCCACGUCCUGCGGAGAGAGGAGGAAGAUUUUUGAGGGAAAAUGGAUCCACUCACGCUUUGAGGGAUGAAAGAUCAUUUUUCUCUUUAACCCUUUCUGCUCCCAGAUCUGCGAACAAUCAAGUCUGAUUUCAGCUUCCCAGCAGAAGAUGAUGCGCCAGGUGACCAGCAGUGACUUCUGCAUGAGCAGCCGGCCCUCGUGCCUCGCGGAGGACGGCCACCACCCCGCCUCCCACUUCGACCUGUGCGCCUCCCAGUCCAACAAGUUCUACCCUCCUCCCUCGUCGUCGUCCCUUCAGAUGACCCUGACGCCCAUGGUCUUACCCGCCCUGAGCCACAAGCCCAUGGUGUGCCAGCGACAGGAAGUGCUCGAGGGUAAGAUACCAGGCAUUAAAAGCUCUGAUCAAGCACCAGACGAUGCCAAGAAGAAGAGCAAGGCUGCGGGGAAGACGGGCAGGCGCGGGAGGCCUUUGGGAACCACCAAGCUGGCCGGAUACAGAACCAGCACUGGUCGACCACUUGGCACCACCAGAGCUGCUGGUUUCAAGACGAGCCCAGGGAGGCCACUGGGUACGACCAGAGCGGCGGGGUACAAGGUCAGCCCCGGUCGGCCCCCCGGCAGCAUCAAGGGCUUCUCUCGCCUCAACAAACUGGCUUACGGUAGCACCUGCAGCGGAGCGGCUUUCCCCUAUCCGCUGGCACACAAAGAACUUCUCUGUGAACCCUCCUGCAAAGAGAAGACGACAAACGUGUGAAGGCUCUGUUUCUGCUCCCCCCCCCAUAAGUGGAAUAAGUGAUGCACGUGUACAGGUUUCCUUGCAGGUGUUUGGGGGAGUGGGUGACUGUAAUCUUUUCCAGUCUGCUGUGACUGAGACGAGAUGAUUUUCUAUGACUGGUGUUGGUGUCAUCUGUGUGCCUGCCACUUGAUAUAACACUGUUACUUUUACAGUGCUACAUCUGGAGAUCUAUAACCUGUGGAAGGUUUAACUACUCUACACUGUUUCUGUCAUCGGGGGGGGGGGGGGGGGGGGAGAGAACUCCUGAUGUUCACAGAGCAAGGUGCUUUUAACUUAGUAACAACUGUGGUGGUAAUUCAUUUCUUAUUUAUUUUUCAUUUUAACAUCAACAGAUAGUUGAAGUAUCCAUUUUAAAAUGUUUAUUGCAGCCACAAGUGUGUGAACCUUUCUGAGAUGUUUACAGCACAAAACAAGGACUGAUGGACUUUAAGUUAUCGUCAUACUAGAGUUUAAAUAUCAUAUCAGGUCGUGAUGGACCGUCGCAUUUUUUCUUUCUGUUUAAUCAAACAAUAGGAAAUAAUUAAGAAGGGGGACAAGCAGCAAUGUCGUUUUUACAGUCUUUAAUUGACCAUUGUGUCAUAUUUGUAAAAUGGCAAUAGAUAAUCACACACUUAAAACUGAAGUCUAGUUAAUACAACCUUUUCCACUCAAACUUAACACCCAGAAAAAUACUCCUGUUAAUAAACUCACUCAUCACUGUUCACUCUCUAAAGGUCAAGCCACUAAAUGUCUUCAUGUUACUUGCAUGCAAAUCUUCUCAAAGUCACAGAUUCUUGUAUAAAAUCCAAGUCAGUACUAUCUUUUUCACUCAAAAGUAUAAAGCAAAAAAUGCAGAGACGUCCUGCUUUUUAAUACAACCUGCAAAGAUGAGAUGAUGUGCCCUAUGGUUGCCUCAUCUGCUCAUUAGUCACCCUGGAAAAGUUGUUUUUUGUGUAUUUGUGAAUGAACAGUGUUGAUAUUUCCUGUUUGUUUCUUGAUCGCUCUUCACAAUAGUAAAAUAUGUCAUAUUUCCUCUUUGGCGCAGAUGUUCGAAGCCCCAGACUCACUGGUGGACUCACAGUUGAAAUGAGGAUUUGUCAGUGGACUCUUGUUAGGACUGUUCUAUCUGGAGUGCACUUGUCUCCUUACCAAGGACUAGGUGCUGCUACACAAACCAAAAUUUCACAUUUUUAUAAUAAAAAAUCAUAUUUCUCAAAAGCAUCUGUGCUGGAAUUGGUUUCAACCCAAAGCAGCAAAACUAAAAGUGUACUCAGUUCAAUAUACAUAAAAUAUCAUGUCAUAUCGUCUCAGUGAGGAAGUAAUCGAGAGUAAAAAUCUAUAAUAUGUUCAGUCUCAACUUUAAAUAACUGAUGAUUUUUGGUCAUUUAAUAUUUAUUACGUUCUAAAUUGUCUAUUGGCAACAUUUCUAAAAAUAUUUAUUUUGUGGUUGUCAAUCCAAUCUUACUAAAUUUGGACUUCCUGUUUUGUAAAGUCUUAACUUACACAACAGAAAACAGCAUAAUAAGGUCAGUGUUGACUUUGUGACGUUAAAUGCACAUUGCUUUACACAGAGUGGAUGCUUUGUAAUUUUGUCUUGUAUGGAAAGUCGUCACCCAAAGAUUUAAUCACUUGUGCUACAUUCAUAUUGAUUAUUAUUUGUCCCAAAUUUUUUAACAGAAUCAGCUUUGUCACAGGAACAUGUCAACGACAAUGAUUAACAUGGAAGUUGUCUUAUAGUUGUUCAGCGAUUUUACACAAAAUAUCCUAAAGGAAGAAACAUUUAUUAUUAUUAUUAUUUAUUUGAUACUCACAUGACACAUGUUUGGAUUUAUUAAAUUAGUGCAGAGGAUAUUAUUGUGAACAAAUGACCCCAUUGCUGAGAAAGCUCUCUGAGCUGGUUUAUAUUCUGCGUUUUUACAAUGUGAGCUGCCAGUUUGAAUUUCCAUGAGAUAUCUGCAGACAGGGGGCGUUGUUUUUCCAGAACGACAAGCCAAAACUCAUAAUUAUCAGGAACAGGAAAACAAGACUCAAAGGUUUAAGAAUUUGGCAAGUACAGAUUGAUGUCUUAGUGUCUUAAUCAGUUUUUUACUUUACAUAGUUGCUCGUAAAAUAAUUGUAUCAAUUGUUUUAAUCAAUCUGUCCAGUUUUUAUAGAAAUAUAUAAUUUAAGGGUCAAAUUCAUAUAAAAAUUGUUUAAUUAGGUAUCUACAAUAUAAAGUACACAAUCAUAGCCUCGUAUAGCACUUGAAUCAGAAGCUGAUGUUUGUCUGAAAUUCAGGCAGAAAUUAAGAAAUGGACUAGUUUGAUUGGUUUACUGUUCACAGGUAUUUCACAGCAUGUUCAUUGAAUCGUAAAUACAGUCAUUCACAUGUAGUCAAACAUGAUUUUGAUCUAAACUAUUUGCCACUGUGUCGGUUUCUGUUCGGGAGUUUGAUCUUACAAUUUGCCUGAAGAACAAACAUUGGUAUAAUUCAUAUGUUGGGAAUUCAGUUUAAGAAAGUGGAGACAUUUAUUUAAUUUGGUGCAAUAACCUGUCGUAUGUAUAUUGUACUGUGUAAACUUUGAUACUAUCACUUUUUAUUAUUGUUGUAUUUUGAUACUGUUGUACAAGACCUUUUCUCACUGGUUUAGUUGACGUGUGUUUGUGUUAACAGAGGUGAUUGAAACGUCAAAUACAAACACUCUCUCCACCCUCUACCAAAGAAUAUGAUGUUAACUAACUUUAUUUGAUAGAAGAAAAUAAUCCAAUGUCUCACAAAGUAACCUGAGCAUGAAAACUUCUGUAUAAAAUGUAAAUGAGAAAAGCUCUGUCCCAUGAAAGAUGGUACGAUUGUUUUGAUUAAUGCAAAAAGCUUUGAGUAAUCACUGCGUCUAAAGCCUCGAAACACGCAGGUGUAAUUGUUUCAUGGAUAGUCGAUUGGGAGGAUUGUAAAUUUCAACACAUUGACGAUAUAAAGUUAGGUCCUUGUUUUAAUUCUGCGUUGGAAAAAAAGGUCUCUUUUCAUAGAUUUCAUAUGUAGCCACGUGUUUGAUGUUGGACUGAACAUUUCUUGUUGAGGUUAUGGCUGAAGUGAUGCCGGCCGGUCGCAUAAUCCUGAGGUUUGUGUCUUCUUUUACAGUUUAAGUGUUUUUUUGUUUUAUAGUUUUUAGAUUCACACAUUAAGAGUAAUAGGAUCAAAAUGCUGGUUGGAUGCACUGUUAAUUACAUCUGCCUUUUUCACAGCAGAUAUUUAGAUAGAGAUCGAAAGGUACAUGCAGGCUAUAGAUAAUAAAGUUAAUGAUGGUUUGAUUCUAUUUAGCUAAUCGGUAUUGUGCAGGCUGACAUCUUGACACUUGAAUAGAUCAUCAAUGUUGUUUGUUACACUUUGAGACUUGUCUGCUGUGAAAAAGGUAUUCUGUCUGUCUCAGUCAUCUCCCUCUGUUGUAGUCGCUCCUGAAACCUGAUGAGCAUUUCUCACUGAAAAGCUGAAACAUGUUUGACUUUUUGUCCUUAUUCUUGGCUAACUGGGUUUCUACCAUAGACUUUAUCCACUGUUGCUGCAGCAGCUACAGCUCUAUUGACUUCUGACCUGGUGCUUACUUUGUUGGAGGCUGCUCCACAGCUUCCUGCAAAGGCUCAUGAAGGUCUUGAUCUUGUUUAUGAUGGAGUUUGGUGAAAAUAAUUAACAUUUACAUUAAUUGAAUACCACAAAUUUGAAAACUGUACCCCCCUCCUCCUCAGUGAUGUCCCAUUGAGAUUGUAGCCUUGUCCUCUGUCCUUGUAUCAGAUUCAGUCAAUCAAAGUGUCCCUCCAGUCUGAUUAUCAGAUUGCAAGGUUACAUUGUAAAUCUUGAUUUUUUUUUAUUUAUUAUUAUUUAUUAUUAUGUUAUUGUGAAUCAUGUUUUCAUUAUCUAGAACAGAACAUCGUUCCAGAACAGAAAAGCUGUUUGGCUCUCUCUGAGUUAGGGGGAUAUUUUUUUUGUUGUUGAUUGUAAUCACUCAGGUAAUAUCAGGUUAUUAUUCUACAAUUUUUUUUUCAGAUCAGUCUUGGUUGAUGUUCGUGUAGUUGAGAAAAUUGAUUUAAAAAACAUAACACGCUUCAGCUCGAUGAAGGAAAACCUGUAAAUUAAUCUGUAAAUGUUGGUUUAUGGUUAUGUCAGGGAAAGUGGGACUUUUGAACGCUCAUCUGAUCAGCAUCAAAGUGCUUGAAGUGAAAAUAGAUUGUUCAGACUAUAGGACUAGAAAUGGCUGAUGUCAGAUUUCGAUAAGAAUUAAAGCAGGACUUCUUCAUCACAUGAACACCUGAAUAACACAUGGAUUUGGUGUCAUAGUAUCACAGACAUGUGAGGUGAUCAUAGACUAAAGUAUGAAAGUUAAAGACGGGGGUACGAGGCCAGUGUCGUGACUGAUGUAUUGGCCAGUAAGGUUUAACCUUGAAUCACUCUCUGGGUCUUUAUCUGUUUCACUGGUAAGUUCAUAUCUAAAAUAAUUUGUCAAAGGUGUGGACAAGGUGUUACAAUUUUAUGCUGCUGAAAAAAUGUUUUCCCUGUUUUUGUAUUUGUUCAUUGGGUGGAGUGCACUGACAUUCCGGACCUGGACCCUGAUUGAAAGAUGAUUAUUGAAGGUGGAUUAAUGAAAAACAGACUCAGUAAAGAGGUUGAUUUAUUCACCUUCUUGUCAUUUGUAGCGAUAAUAUUCCAAGUUCAAUCAGCACUCUUACUUUUUGAGUGAAUAUUUUUUCUCACACCACCUUUCAGUGUAAAAUCCUGACCUGGUCCCUUAUCUUAAAAUAUUAUUUUGAGUGGGUUUUGGUUGGAGAAGAUGUGAAGCUCAGUUAUUCCAAGUGUGUGACUGGAGAGGCCUGUGAAGCUUUGUAUCAUUCCUACUUUAUUCCUGCAUGAUUACUGUGGAAUGCUCAAAAGUUGUGUAAUAAA